Molecule: messenger RNA, 1260 nt
Organism: Morchella importuna
Lineage: Eukaryota; Fungi; Ascomycota; Pezizomycetes; Pezizales; Morchellaceae
Exons: 6
Coding region: 1-1260 (419 amino acids)
Cellular component (GO): Set1C/COMPASS complex
Molecular function (GO): chromatin binding; protein binding
Source: RefSeq, a predicted model, not a curated record
AUGCAACGACAUCAGUUCAACUACAGAGCCUCUCUCAACUAUCACGAAUCUCCCCUGCUCAAACAAUACCCAGUGCCUCUCUUGACCAAACUUCACCCAAUAGAUUCGGAUAUCUCAAUAGAUCCAAGUCCCCCGCCGAUCUCAGGAAGAGCCUUGGAAAGGCAGUCAAAGGCAGUCAAAGGGGAGAGUAGAAGGAUUGUCAAGCUCCAGGAAACAAUUCACCGUUACCGGCCCUCUAAAGCAUUUUCCAACUUUGCAAAAGGCGCAGAAGUAACGUCCCUCGAUUUCGAUGAUACUGGUGAAUUUUGCAUAGCAGCUGGUGAUGAUGAAACUCUCCAACUAUACGACUGUAAACUUGGAAAACACAACAAAACUCUUUACAGCAAAAAGUAUGGAUGCCAUCUUGCAAGGUUCACACACACGCAGAGUAAUGUAAUUUAUGCUUCGACCAAAGAAAACGACACGAUUCGCUACCUCUCCCUUCAUGAUAACACAUUCAUCCGUUACUUUAAAGGCCACAAGCGGCUUGUAACAUCGCUAGAGGUUUCCCCAGUAGACGAUCAAUUUAUAUCUUGCUCCCUCGAUGACACUGUCCGAGUGUGGGAUCUUCGAACCCCCAACUGUAGCGGUCUUCUCAAUAUCUCGUCCCCAUCACUUGCUGCAUUCGACCCUUCCGGUAUCAUCUUUGCCGUUGCUUCUCACGCAUCAAGCUCUAUCUUGUUGUAUGAUUUGCGCAACUAUGACAAGCAGCCUUUCACAACCUUCACCCUAACGGACGACACAUUCCUUCAUGCCUACUCAUACCCAGCUCGUAUGCCCGCAUGGUCGAAGCUCGAGUUCAGUAACGAUGGAAAACAUAUGUUGGUUGGAACUCGGGGACAUGCCCACUAUGUUAUUGAUUCUUUUGCAGAGAAUACCUCGCAGUUUCUAUAUAGGACUAAACGGCCAAAUGGGCCUACAAAUCCGAAAAAGAUUGAGACUUCAGGUGAUGUCUGUUUGACGCCUGAUGCGAGGUACAUAGUUGGAGGGCAAGGCGAGAAGGGAGUCGUGGUCUGGGAUACUUGGGUACAGCCAGAUGACAAAAAAACACUAAAGCCAUUUGUGGAAUUGGCAGAAAAUAGUAAAGUUAUGGCAAGCGUGGUUGCUUUCAAUCCGAAAAUGAACCUAUUUGCAACGGCGCAUAAGGACGUGACAUUCUGGCUCCCGGAACAGCAUGCCCCAGAUGCGCCAGCCUCCGAGACGCCGGUGGCAGCAAGAUAG